Molecule: messenger RNA, 3175 nt
Organism: Xylona heveae TC161
Lineage: Eukaryota; Fungi; Ascomycota; Xylonomycetes; Xylonales; Xylonaceae
Product: putative spindle pole body component
Exons: 4
Coding region: 112-2985 (957 amino acids)
Biological process (GO): mitotic cell cycle; spindle assembly; cytoplasmic microtubule organization
Cellular component (GO): gamma-tubulin small complex; spindle pole; mitotic spindle pole body
Molecular function (GO): microtubule minus-end binding; gamma-tubulin binding
Source: RefSeq, a predicted model, not a curated record
UAAGUUUAUACUCCAACGACAUUUAUUAUUGACGACGCCUGACACGACGGCAGAAACUGUAAGGCUGUCGACGACGCAUGAUUCAAUGCCGAACUGGCCGCGGCAGCAGUCAUGUCGUCUUCUUCAAAUAAUGCCCGAAGCUCAAAUACACAUGGCGAACGGCGCAUGACGGUGCCCCACCUACCCAGCAGUGCCAGGCCGAGAGCAAUGUCUGGCCGUGACAUUGACAAUGACGACGACAACGACGAGUGGGAUGCGCCUGCGCUGCGCAAACCGAGGUCGCCAAAGGGUAGUACGUCGCCGAGACGGGCAGUGUCCGGUCCGUAUAGAUCGGUCGACGGAGGAAGUAAUUCCUCCCGAGAACGGCGCGCAGAAAGAAUAAAUGUCUUCAAGAAGGAAAGCCUGAUCAUGCGGACGCGAAGCCCUGUCAAAAGCUUUGACGAUGCGUCCUAUCGACCGGACAAGAAAAGGGAAAAAGACAGGAGCAGGCCGGGGACAAGUCAUCGAGCAGCUCCAAAUAGUUUUGGUGCUGGGAAAAGGGAUUAUGAGGGAUCGCAAGAUCCUUGGAAUCCGCAGGUCUCACUCAUACCACAUACAACCGCUCCUUUAGCGCCUCGAAUAACCAUUGCUCCUCUUGCCUCCGAUGCGCCUCAGUCAUUGCAGCCACCACAUCUGAACCAACUCUCUCUUGCGGCGCAAGAAAGCGCCAUGCUAGAGGACCUCACUUUUGUUUUCAUGGGUUUCGAAGGACAGUAUAUUCGCUUCGCCAACAACUAUAAUCCUUCCGAAGAUAAGGAUCGCUUGGCCGGUCCAGAAUUUCGAAUAUUGUCGGGACUGGACCCGUCGCUACGGGACUUGACGACUACAAUGUUAAAGAUGGCAACACAUUAUUCCGCCAUCGAAGCCUUCGUGGAUGUGCAGAGCAGAGAGGAGUUUGGCGCUGUCAACCAUGCUUUAUGUGCGGCUAUUCGAAAGAUUUUGAAAGAUUACCUGAUUCUCGUGGCGCAGAUAGAGCAUCAAAUUUUCACAAACCAGAAUUUCACACUCCAUCAGCUCCAUCUAUAUGUCCUACCAACAAGCCGUGUGCUUUCUGAGCUCUACUCUGUCGCACAUGAGAUACUGCGAAAGAACUCCCUUCUAGAAGAAGAUCUAGAAGACUCAAGCGACGAGUUUGAUGAUGUUGAGAGGGUUCUUGAGUCCUUGCGAGAAGGAGGGGACCUAGGUCCUGGGAAUAUACCGGGAAAGAAGAUAUGCAAAGGAGGCGGUGUGUUAGGCCUUUUGACGAAGCGGCUUGCCUCCAUGUCGGGAGACCCCGCGGCACGCGAUCUGCUGACGACUCUGCUGAGGGAGGCAAGCCGCCCGUAUAUGGAUAUGCUCAAUGAAUGGCUACACCGUGGCGGCAUCCGAGAUCCCCACGGAGAGUUUCUAAUUCGCGAGCAAAAGAGCAUACGUCGAGAGAAACUCGAGGAAGAUUAUACAGAUGAGUAUUGGGAAAAGCGAUACACAAUCCGCGAGCAGGACAUUCCUCCACAAUUAGAGAGUGCCAAGGAAAAGGUGCUACUGGCAGGGAAAUACCUGAACGUGGUAAGAGAAUGCGGCGGGGUAGACAUUAGCAAGGAAGUCAAAGACAUUCCAAAAACGUUUGAUGACCCAAGGUUUCUCGAAAACGUCAAUGCCGCAUACGCCUAUGCCAACGCUUCCCUACUCAACCUGCUCCUAACGACCCACGCUCUUCCAGCCCGCCUGCGCUCUCUAAAGCACUACUUCUUCCUCGACCGAUCCGAUUUCUUCUCUUACUUCCUCGAACUGGGCGCAUCGGAGCUCAAAAAGCCCGCAAGGGGCGUCAACGUCGGCAAACUCCAGUCAUUGCUAGAUCUCGUACUCCGCCAACCAGGCAGCGUGGCCGCGCAGGAUCCAUUCAAAGAGGAUGUCAAAGUGCAAAUGAACGAGGUCUCUCUGACGAAAUGGCUCAUGCGCGUCGUCAGCGUGUCCGGCAUCGAUCAAGACGCUCCCGGUGGCGGACUCGACAGUUACCAAGCCCCCGCGGCGCUCUCUGCCGACGAAGACAAGAACAAUACCGGAUUCAGCGCUCUCGAACUCGAUUACUCUGUGCCCUUUCCCCUAUCACUUGUCAUCAGUCGCAAGACCGUCCUACGCUACCAGCUUCUUUUUCGCUAUCUCCUUUCCCUUCGCCACUUAGAAGCACUACUAGUCAAUUGCUGGAUCGACCAUAACAUGGAUCGCAGCUGGAAACAUAAAAGCUCGAAUCCCCGACUCGAGCGAUGGAAGAGACGUGCCUGGACCCUCCGCGCGAGAAUGCUCGUCUUCGUCCAGCAAUUAUUGUACUUUAGUACCGCCGAGGUCAUUGAGCCGAAUUGGCAGAGCCUCAUGGCUCGACUAGACGACGGCAGAGAGCCUGGAUCUGCGUCGACGUUUGGCAGCAACGGUAAUACCGGCAGCCGUAAUGGCGCCGCUCUAGUCAAACAGCCCACGCGCACCGUAGACGAGCUGAUGCAGGAUCAUGUUGAUUUCUUGGAUACGUGCUUGAAGGAGUGCAUGCUCACAAACUCUAAACUCUUAAAGAUCCACUCCAAAGUCAUGACCACAUGCACCAUGUUUGCCACUUACACCGCCUAUCUCUCGCGCAGCCUCGUCAGCGCCGACCCAGAUCUCUGCGCCGGUUCUUCUCCCGCCCUCUCUUCUUCGUCCUCCAGGCCCGGAUCAUCCGCCGCUCAUUCUCAUGCCAAUAAUAAUAACAACAACACAAACGCCAACCUCAAUGCCAAUAACGCGCCAACAUAUGAUCCACACCGCAUCGACAAGCUCAUGGAUAUUCUCGUCAAGUACGAAGACAACUUUAGUCGCCAUUUGAAGAUCCUUUUGGACGCGCUCAACUACUAUGCUGCCACCGAGACGGUGGUCCUUCUCGGGUUAUGUGCGCGGCUUAGUGCCGCGACGGAUGGUGGCGGGGCCAGUGCGACGUAACGUCUGUCCUUCGUUAUCUUGUUCGUGUUCUUCCUUGAUGUUUCUGUUUUCUUCUCCAACUUCUUCUGUGCAUGGAUUAGCACAAUUGGUAAAGUUUACAAAGAAUUGCAUGUCACGCUGGCCGAGAUAGGGGUUUUCUUUUCUUUUUUUCUUCUUUUUUUCCCCGCGUUUAUUUUAUUUGCAUGUAUAU